Molecule: messenger RNA, 1915 nt
Organism: Oryza sativa Japonica Group (Japanese rice)
Lineage: Eukaryota; Viridiplantae; Streptophyta; Magnoliopsida; Poales; Poaceae
Biological process (GO): rRNA processing
Cellular component (GO): nucleus
Molecular function (GO): protein binding
Source: RefSeq, a predicted model, not a curated record
AACUAAACCCUAGCCCCUCCCCUCUUCUCCUCUUCACAACCUCCUCCCCCUCGCGCCACCGCCCAACCAUCUCCCCUCUCGCCGGAGUACUCGCCGCCGCCUUGCUCCAACCACCGAAGCUCCGAGGAUGAUCUCCGCGAUAUCGUGGGUGCCCAGGGGCGCCGCCAAGCUCGUCCCCGUCGAGGCGGAGCCGCCCACGCAGGAGGAGAUCGACGAGGCCAUCAAGGCCAUCGCCCAGCACACGGAAGGUGGGAGCGACGCCGACGAGGACGCCGACGACGGCGAGGAGAAUGGCAACAUGGAGGUCGAUGCCGCCGCCGAUGAGGAGGAGGAGGAGGUAGACGAGGUCGCGCAGGCAAAGGCCGCGGCCAAGGCGCUCGCUAAGGGCGCUGUCGAUGACGUCGCCGACGAGCUCAAGGAGCUCAACAUGGACAACUACGACGAGGAGGAGGAAGGUCUCGAGAUUUUCAGCUCCGGCCAAGGGGACUUGUACUAUGCUAGCAAUGACCUGGACCCCUAUCUCAAGAACAAUGAUGAGGAUGACGAUGAUGAAGAGAUUGAAGACAUGACUAUCAAACCUACUGAUUUGAUGGUAGUUUGUGCAUAUAAUGAGGAUGAUGUCAAUUCGCUGCAGGUAAAUUUACUUGAAGAAACAGAAGACGGCGAUCUAAAUAUGUUUGUGCACCAUGAGGUGCCUCUAGCUGAUUUUCCGUUGUGCACAGCAUGGAUGGAUUUUAACCUUAAGGGUGGCGACAAAGGGAAUUUCGUAGCUGUUGGCACCAUGGAUCCUGCAAUUGAAAUUUGGGACCUGGAUAUAGUCGAUGAAGUUCAACCUCACAUGGUGCUAGGAGGACAUUCAAAAAAGAAGAAAAAAGUAAAGGGCAAAAAGGCAAAAAAGUACAAGAAGGGAAGUCAUAGAAGUUCUGUGCUUGGUCUUGCAUGGAACAAGGAGGUGAGGAAUGUUCUAGCUAGUGCAAGUGCAGACAAAACUGUUAAGAUUUGGGAUGUAUCUGUUGGCAAAUGUGCAGUCACAUUGGAACAUCAUGAUGACAAGGUUCAAUCUGUUGCUUGGAGCCGACAAUCGCCUGAAGUUCUUCUAAGCGGAUCGUUCGAUAAAUCAGUUGCCAUGAAUGACAUGAAAGAUGGUGGACAGAGUUGUAAUAAAUGGUCUGUUGAAGCAGAUGUAGAAAGCUUAGCUUGGGAUCCGCAUAAUGAGCACUCCUUCAUGGUUAGUCUUGAAAAUGGGAUGGUUCAAGCAUUUGAUAAGCGGACAGCCUCAUCAAAUUCAAAUUCUGGUCGUCCCACGUUUACUCUGCACGCACACGAGAAGGCUGUAUCUUCCAUCUCCUUCAGUCCAUCUACCCCAAAUUUUCUUGCGACAGGCUCGACUGACAAAAUGGUGAAGCUAUGGGAUUUAUCAAACAACCAACCAUCGUGCAUCGCCUCUCUGAAUCCAAAACUCGGAGCUAUUUUCUCGGUAUCAUUUUCGAAUGACAGUCCCUUCUUGUUGGCCAGCGGAGGAUCAAAAGGCAAAUUAAAAGUCUGGAACACACUAACGGAACCGGCUGUAGCUAAUAAAUUCGGGAAAUAGAUCCGUAGGAAAUUCGACAAGCUUUCCGAGGACCGAUACAAGUGAUGCUGGAAACAUAAUAGCAGUCAACAUUGCUGGCUCAAGCGGUUUCUGGCUAUACAUUGCUACGCACAUGAGGAUAGAUUUCUAGUUGUGAUGUAAGCUUUUCGUUUUGUCCAUGUUAUCAAGUCCAAUUUUGUUGAACGAGUGGAAUGCAAACAAUCGAUUCAUGUACCUUUUGGCGCUUGUGCAACAGAAAGUGAUGAAAGGGUUUUGCAGUGGAUAUCUCUUAUCGGAAAUUUUACUGUGUUAAUUUUGUGCGAGAUAAUGCCAUGUUUACAACUA